UAAUUUAUUAAGAUAAAUUAUACUGUCGUAUCUCUGUAAAUACAAACGUAAAUAAUAUGGAAAAUGGAAAAUUGCGGAAGAAGAAUGAUACAAUGAAUGAUACGUCACAAUUUAAAAAGCAACCAAAGAAAAAUGAUUAUAGUACCUUUACUAAUUGAAAAUUCCAUAUUACAAUCAAUUCUCACCGAAGAAGAAAUGGAGUUGGUAAACAAUAUUGUAUUUUUUACUGAUCGAACGUAUACAGAAAAUCAAUCACGUUUAUCUAACUCAAGAAUUUCACAAUCUUUGUACGAAUCUUCGAUGAAUGCGUUAGAAGAAAAUACUAUAGAAGAAAAUAUUACGGAUACUAUGGUUUUCAAAAUGCUCAAGAUACUGUAUAGUUACCCCAUUAUUCGUAAAGCGGCUGCGUCAUAUCAGAUGAACGCUUCAGCGCAGAAAAAGAAAUGA
Vespula vulgaris is the source of this 447-nucleotide messenger RNA. RefSeq lists its product as uncharacterized. The transcript is spliced from 5 exons. NCBI's taxonomy places the organism in Eukaryota, Metazoa, Arthropoda, Insecta, Hymenoptera, Vespidae. Bases 97 to 447 code for a protein of 116 amino acids. The record is from RefSeq and is a predicted model, not a curated record.